This is a messenger RNA of Syngnathus acus (greater pipefish), 3012 nucleotides long. RefSeq names its product centromere protein V (gene cenpv). Gene Ontology annotation, molecular function: carbon-sulfur lyase activity. The record is from RefSeq and is a predicted model, not a curated record. The transcript is spliced from 5 exons. Bases 323 to 754 code for a protein of 143 amino acids. Lineage: Eukaryota; Metazoa; Chordata; Actinopteri; Syngnathiformes; Syngnathidae.
AACUAGUUCAACCCAGGAGGGAAUGUGUUUGUGCAAGUCAGCUGUACUUUGCCCUCCUCCAUGCUUGGAAAUAAUUACAUGACCCCAAAAAUCUUCCAGGAAAAAGCCCAUCCCUUGUACUUGUAAAAACUGGUUUAUCACGUGAAAGGGAUCUAUCACGGCUCUGGACAACAAAGAUAUUUACGAUGAUCACAUUUGAAUAGAUCUGGGAGGAAUCAGUAGCUGAGAAUGAGGACAUUUUUGUUAUGUAAAUGACUUGUGAUGGACCUUUGACGUGGUUGCGCAAAGCAAGUUGGUCCAGUUUUGCUGGAAGGUUUUCAGAAUGGCUCUUGUGAAACAUACCGGUGGCUGCCAUUGUGGAGCUGUUCGGUUUGAAGUCUGGAGUGCUCCAGACCUCCACGUUUUUGACUGCAACUGUAGUAUUUGCACAAAGAAACAAAACCGUCAUUUCAUUGUCCCAAAGGUCAACUUUACUCUUUUGCAGGGUGAGGAUCAUCUGACCACUUAUACGUUCAAUACUCACACUGCAAAGCACACCUUCUGCAAAAAGUGUGGUGUUCAGAGUUUCUACACGCCACGCUCCAACCCUGAUGGAUACGGUGUCGCUCCACACUGUCUGGAUCUAGGUACAGUGCAAAGUGUUUCAGUAGAGAAAUUCUUGGGGGACAAAUGGGAGGAAAGCAUGAAAGCACACAAGACAAUCAAAGACAUGUCAAAUCAAAAGAAGGGCAGUCAGUUGGAAGAGACAAAAUAAGUUUGCUGUGGUAUAAAAAUCAGUAUUUUGAUCACCAUAAAAUACAGUGCAGAUUGACUUUUUUUUUUUCACAAGAAUGACUGAACAUACUAAAAUUGUGCUUAUUUUUGAGGCAAAACUCUUAUGAGUUUAUUUAGGUCAGCUUAUUCAAGUCAUAAAUAGCAUCGUAUAAAAUCCUAAUACAUUUGAUUAACUUUUGGUCCCCGUGGAAUCAUCUGGAAUGUAUUAACGAACAUGUAGCGUGAGAAAGUGACGUACAGAUACCGAAACCAAACCAGUUGAGUGCGAUGACAAAGCAUGGCAGCCUAAAAAAAAAAAAUUAGAAUUAAGAAUAACAUUUAAAAACAGAUAAUAGUGGUCAAACUGUCUUUACUGUUCUUACUUUGCACUGCCUGUAGCCAUUUGAGCCUAUUAUGCAGCAGAGCACUGAAGGAAGCAGCCAGCUGACAGGAAGUUCCAGGAAGGAAACAUAUUUCCUUAACAGGCUGACAGUUACCAAGGACAACAAACAGCAGUCUAGGGAACGGGAAGAGAGUUUUUGGUUCAUGUUCAGGACAUUUGCAGAUGAUUAUCAUUCAUGCCGACAAUUCCCUGGCACGUUAGCGGAAUUGAAAAUAAUACAGCGUCCUUAUAUGACCCUGGCUGUCAAAUUAUAUUGGGCUUAACGAUACACACACACAUCCAAUUUUUUAAAAAAAAAUUAAUCACAUUUUUUAUCUUGUUGACAAGUAACCCUUUUUUCUGCCAACAACAUUUUGAUUCAGACAGUGUAGUGUUUCACUCAUUCCAAGAAAGUGCUUUGCUCUCUUUUAUGAUGCAAUGUCAGUGUUUGAACAAAUCUGCCUUUUUUUUUUAGGAUCUCCUAAAUUUAUCGACCAAAUUUCAAACAGCUUUCUGUUAAUGAAAUUGAAAACCAUGCAUGGGCCGAAAAGGCUUAAAUGUCUUUAUUAGGUUAACUUGCUGUAUAGCCACGUGAAGCUUCAUCACGUUACAGGUCAGUCAGACAGAUGAGGUGUUACUCAGUCCAUUCAGUUUAAAGCUGUAAAACCGGCUUGAGCAUGAUUGAUUACAAGCCUUCUGGUUUUUAGAUAACUCACUGAAGGUUGCGUUUGAUGGAGCCUGGCAACUGUGCUGACUAUUGCGACAUGAUUAAUUGCUCUGUUUCUUAACAGCCCCUGUUGACCUGACUAGCUCUCAAUCUGUUCACAUGUUGCCCCAGUUUCCCUCGGCUCCCUCCCACAUUUCAAAAAGAUGCAUGUUAGGUUAAUUGAAGACUCAUUUGUCCUAUAUUUUGAAAACUAAUCACUAAAGUGGUCCUAAAGCUCACUAUGGACAAUUAAAUGAGAUUGAAUUUGGAUCAAUUAUUUUCUUUUAAACCUGUCAUCAGUAUUUAGUUUUUUUUUCCUGACACUGGCCCCAAAAUAUUGAAAACCCCUGCUGUAAAGCAUCACAAAUUCCCUUGUGAAUACAAAAUACAAAUAGAUUACUUUUUAGUACAAAUAAAAAUCACUUGCAUCUGUGGUGUGCACAAGGGGGCGCUAUAUCGUAACAAACAAAAUGUAACUAUCCCUAAAUGCACAUGAUAAAAUAUGUAAUGUACAUUAUCAGCAUUAAUGACCCUGACAUUAAUGCUGAUAAUGUACAAUACAUAUUUUCUUCCAGUAUAGCUCAAAAGAACCCUAUGUUGUCACAAGUAGAAAAAUUACUAAAUACGGUGAAGGUAUCAAAUUUACCAUUAGGUAGUUGGUGAGUGGAAGCGAUGUGCCUGAGGGAAGAGAGGAGAAAAAAAACAAAACAUAUUUGACAUGACAAAAAGACGAUAGAUUGGUGAUUAUAAUACAAAUGUAAUCAAUGUCCUAAAAAAAUGAGGCUAUGUAGUUGCAUCAAAAACCAUAACUUAAGUGAAAGGUUUGUGACCUGAUCUGAUUGGAAGAUUAAAAAAAAAAAAAAAAAAAAGUACAUUUAUGCCAGGAGAAAAAGCUUAUUUGGUCAUACUCCCAAACCAGAGCGGUCCCACUUCACCAAUUUAGUGUCAGGAUUUAUUGCUUCUAUUUGAGAGCGCAGCAGACUGCUUUUGAGAAUUAUUUUUGGCAUGUACAGAUGUUCUGGAAAAACAUUGUAAAAAUGCACAAGGUUCACAGUUUUUGGCAAAACGAUUGUUUUCCUGUGCCUUUAUUUUUUUUUGCCAUGUUGUGUAAGAUGAUUUUUAAUGAUUGACUCAGACAGAAAUGUCAGUGGAUUAAAAACACCAAACAAGC